GCGAUCUUGUUGUUACACGUGCCGGCGUUUUCGUUGAGUAUAAGAGUUCACAUUAGGGACCGUCAGGAAAUAAGGGUUUAUUGCUUGGAUUUCGCACUCGCUUUGAUCUCCAGUUAUUCUCCUCGAAUACUUGUUUUUCUACUGGAUUAUUGGUUAGGAUCUCUUCCAGCGCCAUGUCCGGGGGCGGGGAUGCUGGGAAGCACCUUAUGAACCCUGCGGACCAGAUUUCCCAGCCGCUGAAGCGUAAUCUGCAGCCCUUGUCAGCCCUACAGCCGUUCGGUUUUCCAGAUGAGUACCAUUGGCUUUCGCCUGCGAGAAAUAAACUGGCAGUCGCUGAGGUAGCGGCGGAGACUAUCGGCAUUACGACUCCGUCAAAGCGAAAAGCUGACAGUGAAGAUGUUGAUGCUGAUGAAUCAAAUCAAUUUUUGGCAAAUCCCCCUGAAUGCACUCCGGUAGCAAGCUGUUCUCUUCUCACACCAGUAUUACGGAUUGAGGGAAGGGAUAAGGGUAAAGCCAAAGUUCUCAAGUACUAUAAAUCAGAACCUUGGACACCUUUGUCAAAUGCAGAUCUACACCCUUUUGUAGAUCCUUCUUCUAGCAAUCUUCUAACUCCAGCUUCUACUUGCCGAUUUGACAGCUCAUUAGGGCUGUUGACCAGGAAAGUCCUCAAUUUGCUUAAAAGUGCUCAUGAUGGCGUUCUUGACCUUAACAAAGCUGCUGAUACUUUGAAGGUGCCAAAGAGGCGUCUUUAUGACAUCACAAAUGUUUUAGAGGGAGUUGGACUGAUAGAGAAGAAACACAGAAACACAAUCCGCUGGAAGGGACUUGAAUUGAGACCUGGUGAAGAUGACGAAGUUUCAGAAUUACAGGCUGAGGUUGAGAGCCUUGCGUUGCAAGAGUCUAAUCUGGAUGUUCGUAUUAAUGAAAUGAAAGAACGGAUAAGGGAACUAAAUGAAGAUGAAAAUAGCUCGAAAUGGCUUUAUGUGACUCAAGAGGAUGUCAAUAACCUGCCAUGCUUUCAGAAUCAAACACUUAUGGCUAUAAAAGCACCGCAAGGCACUUCUAUGGAAGUCCCAGAUCCUGAAGAGGCUGUUGACUAUACCCAGAGGAGAUAUAGAAUGGUACUUAGAAGCACCAUGGGUCCAAUCGAUGUUUACUUAAUCAGUCAAUUUGAGGAAAAUGUUGAGGAGAUGAAUGGCAUUGAGACAUCACCAAAUCUCCCUUCUGCAUCAAAAUCUGGCUGCAAUGAGCAUUCAGAUGCUCCAGCAUUGACUGACCAAAGCACAGAAAGGGAAUUGAAGCUUAUGGUCGAUGGCUUCGAGAGAAUUAACGCAGAUUCAAAUGCUCCACAGGAUUACAUGGAUGGAAUGAUGAAGGUUGUUUCUCCUUAUGCAGAUACUUAUUCAGACUACUGGUUAGCUUCGGAUACAGUGUUCAGCAUGACAGAUCUGUGGAAUACACCAUCUGACCAAUGGGAUGGAAAUCCUGAUGAUUUUUUGAAUUUUGAGUCCGAUACGCCAUCAAAUGCCGCUGAUUCACCCAACUCAAACACAAUACCCAAAGAUGAGUUCUAGCCACCGAAGAAUUACAGUCUAAAUUUCGAAUCCUCCGUGUCAAUAAAAACUACAAAUACUAUGAUCCCAUACUUAGAAGCGGUUAGCUAUAAUGAGCUCCUACAAUGCAGGAAGUGCGGACCAUCAAAAUAGCCCAGUAGUGUCAUGUACAGCCGAUGAACUCUUACCAUUUUUUUCCCAGUAAAGUUCUAAAAAGGUUUCAACUUUCAGCCAUUCAUCUCUCCCCAACUAUUUUCUAAUAUUCAAAUCCCCUAUAGUUCAAUAAAGCCCUUACAC
Molecule: messenger RNA, 1850 nt
Organism: Phalaenopsis equestris
Lineage: Eukaryota; Viridiplantae; Streptophyta; Magnoliopsida; Asparagales; Orchidaceae
Product: transcription factor E2FA-like
Exons: 14
Coding region: 174-1574 (466 amino acids)
Biological process (GO): regulation of transcription by RNA polymerase II
Cellular component (GO): RNA polymerase II transcription regulator complex
Molecular function (GO): RNA polymerase II cis-regulatory region sequence-specific DNA binding; DNA-binding transcription factor activity, RNA polymerase II-specific; protein dimerization activity
Source: RefSeq, a predicted model, not a curated record